Molecule: messenger RNA, 1467 nt
Organism: Cariama cristata (Red-legged seriema)
Lineage: Eukaryota; Metazoa; Chordata; Aves; Cariamiformes; Cariamidae
Gene: DRC11
Product: IQ motif containing with AAA domain 1
Exons: 13
Molecular function (GO): ATP binding; ATP hydrolysis activity
Source: RefSeq, a predicted model, not a curated record
AUGCAUGCUGGGCAAGUAAAUGCCCUGCAAGGUGAGCUCCAGGGGAGACAUGAGGAGGUAUUCAUCAAGGAGAAGCUAAGAGAAAUGGAGGAACUCGACAUCAAGAAAACUCUCCAGGAUCAGAUCGGCCAGUGUUUCAUCGAGUGCCGGCAUAUCAUAGGCAAGUUUCCCGACUAUCCUACCAAAGAGGCAGGAGGUUCAACGGCUAUUCUUUCCCAAAAAACUCCAGAGCAGGAAGAGGAGGAAGGCUGGAAGAUGGCUCCCAGUAAUUUCCUUUCAAUACUGGAGGAAGGAAGCAAUCAAUACAAAGCCGUUUGGCAGAACAGAGACAAGGGAUGGGAUUUUCUCCAGGAUCAUGACCCGGAGCUGAUCAAAGAAGAGAAAUGGGAAGAAAUAGAGGAAGAGAUCAGAGUGCAGGUUGAUGAAUCGAUGAGACAGAAACUGGAGAAUCUCAAACUGGCUGUGGAUGGAGAGAGGAGUGACAAACAGAAAAAAGAAAGAAAAAAGAAUGAGGGAGGGAAGAGGGGAAAGAAGAAAGAGAUACCCGAGAUGGAAGAAGAUUUAACUCCUGACAGGACCAUCGAUUCUCUGUACAGGGAGCUAGUAGAAGAAGGAUUACUAGUAAAAGCCAAGACCGUGAAUCUCUCCGAUUAUGUUGGCGAGUACAGCUAUGUGGGGUCCACACUUCGUCAGUUAAAUAUAGAGCCAAUGCCCUCUCUCGCACAUGUCAGACAGCUAAUAGCGCUGUAUGGAAUAUUGCCAUUAGGUUCCCAAACAGUCCAUGAGAAGGCUCCUCUGGUGAAAGCCUUAUUGCUAGCUGGACCUGCUGGUGUUGGAAAGAAAAUGUUGGUCCAUGCUAUCUGCACAGAAACAGGAGCCAACCUCUUCAACUUAUCUCCUUCCAACAUUGCUGGGAAAUAUCCAGGCAAGAACGACCUUCAAAUGAUGCUUCACAUGGUUCUGAAGGUGGCUAAGCAAUUGCAGCCUUCAGUCGUGUGGAUUGGAGAGACAGAAAAAAUAUUUUCUGAAGUGGUGCCGAAGGCUAAAGAGAUGAACCCAAAAGGACUGGAAAAGAUCCUCCCCAAAUUCCUUAAGGCUUUGAAAGCACAGGACAGAGUGCUGCUAGUGGGAACCACCAGCCAUCCCUUCGAUGCAAAUCUUAAACCUUUCUGCGAAGUUUACCAAAAAAUCAUUCUGAUUUCUAGGCCUGACUACACUUCAAGAUAUGUGUUAUGGAAGCACAUCAUCCUGCAGAACGGUGGAGCGAUCACCAGCUCACUGAACAUAAGCUGCCUAGCAAAGCUGUCCAAUGGCUUCACUCCGGGACACAUCAUCCAGGCGGUACAAGCUGUCCUGAGCGAGCUACGUCUCCUGCAGAUGACCAGGAAGCCACUGAGGACCAACGAGUUCGUGACUUCCCUGGCCAGACAGGAUCCAGUGUACCAAGAGGAGGAAGAAACAUUUAAG